CUGCACAAUACGUUUUUGCCUCUUUGCGAAAAUGAAAAUUGUUCUUUGCAGUUUAUUAUUAUUACCAUUAUCAGUUCUAGGGCAAUUUUUUAAUUAUGGUACACGAUUUCCAAAAAAUAAGCUUUACAAUCUAGAGCCACAAACAAUUGGAUUAGACAACAUUGACGGCACUGUUGCUGCUUUUGGUGACUUUAAUGGCGACAAAUUUACAGACUUAUUUGUAUUAAGUGCUGAUCAAACAUCUGUAUCUAUCUUUCUUUGGAAUCAUCAGGAAUUUACGUUUAAGAGAUUACCUACAGCUAGCUCAAUACAACCUGGGUUUAUCAUAACUAAUGUUGUUCCUGGAGAUUAUAAUUACGAUGGAAAACUAGAUGUUUUGUUAAUGGGGGAACAAAAUCCAGAAAAUAAUCCAACUCAUGAAAUUAAAAUGCAAAUCUAUAUAGGCAACGGCAAUGAUACUUUUGAGCAAGAGGCAAUUAAGCUACCUUCUGCGUAUAAUGCUUUACCUAUUGUUUUAGAUGUGAAUGGAGAUAUGAAGACAGAUAUUUUAGGAUAUGCAGAAAAUACAAACAAGUUAAGCGUUUGGAUAAAUGAAGCUUCAACCAUGUCAAAUGAUACAACUUCAUUAUAUAACUUAACCUCAGCAUCACCAUUUUUCGAUGAAAAAGUUACAGAUAAAUGUGUUUGGGCUAAUCCUCAUUCAAAUGCUUUUGUCGAUUUAAAUGGGGAUUGUCUAGCUGACUUGAUAUUUGUUUGCACAAAGAUGAGUGGUACACAGUCAUUACAAAUCUGGACUAACGAUCGACAGCAGGGAUUCGUAUUACAUCAAGAGGCUCAAUUACCUACAGGAGCAGGACCACUUAGUUUUGGUGAUAUAGAUGGAGAUGGCUCAAUUGAUAUUGUUUUCCCUGUAUGCAAAAAUGAUAUUUGUACAAUCCAUGUAGUCUAUAAUCAGCAAAUUGGACUAUGUCAGAAUCAAAAUGAUAAAUUGUGCCGAAAAGCACAAAAUCUGUGUGUUGCAGAUCACAACUUUAAAUUUGAUUUCACUAGACCUAAUAGCGAAAAUUAUGUUGUCUUUGAUCUUGAUAGUGUCUUACUUGAUGCUGGAGAAAUAAUUUUGACGAAUGACAAUGGUGGUUUUCGUGGAAAGCUGCCUGUCCCUAUUCAUAUAGGUGACUAUAAUUUAGAUGGUUAUCCUGAUGUUUUAGUUACUACAACGGAGAGAGUAAUUCUAUUGAAAUCAGUCUUAUGCACUUUAGAAUUAUGUACAAGCAAUGCUAAGGCCUCAAGUAGAAGGUCCUUUGAAGUUGUUACUACAGGAGCUGAAAUUUUGAAUCAAUUAUCUAAUCCUAGUCAAGCUACAUUCUUUGAUAUUGAUGAAGAUGGAACAUUGGAUAUCUUAGUUUUACAAAAUAUACAAGGCAAAGAUGCGGGGCGACUACCAAAUUUUAUUGUCAAUAAUUACUUCAAUGACGCCUUCUUUUUGAAAGGGUUAGUUUCGAAUGGAGCUGAAGAUUUAACAGCUUAUGGAGUAAGCUAUCCUGGUGCAUCAUUAAAAUUUACAGUUCUAGAUACAUCAGGUGUAAAACGAUCCCAUCAAGUUUCUCAACUAUCUCAAUCAGCUUAUAUGUCAUUAUUGACGCCAUAUUGUUUAUUUGGACUAGGAAGAACUAAUAAUUAUGUUGAAGAACUAUUUGCAGGCGUUUCUCGCCAUCAGCAUAAAAAUUACUUUUUUUACGAAGGUGUAAUUCCUAAUUCACAACUAGUCUUUUUACCUUAUCAGCCAGAUCAUAUCCAAGAUAGUUCAUCUUGGAAAGUCGAAUUAUAUAUCAAACCCGCUGAUUAUGUGCCUUGGGUAUUAGCUGUUUUAGUAGCUGCCUCUAUUAUACUAGGUAUUGUAGUUGUUGUACUUCGUAUUGUAGAAAAGAGAGAAGAUGAAAUGGAAAGAAGGAAAGCACUGCAUAUCAUAAAUUUUGAUGCGCUGUAGUUAUAUUGGAUAAAAUAAUAAAAAUAUAUAAUACCUUUUUUUUUUCUCUAUUUAACAUAUACAUGUAUAUACACAUAUGUUCUUAUUAUAAUAGCUACCAUUUCUAUACAUAAUAUUGUUGAAGUAUAAAAUAUAUACAUAUUACAAAUAUACGAAAUAUAAUAAGGAUUUAUUGUCUUGGCUUGAGUUAUAAAUAAUAAUUAAUUCUUUUUAGGUGUUAAGUCUUCAGAAGUCUGGGCAGCAGCGAAAUUCCAUUUACGCUAUAAAAGAGAAAGGAGUUAAUUAAACGGUCAAUUCUAUUUGUAAGAAAUAUUUUUUACAUCUGUGCUGUAAGCCAAAAUAGUAAGACCAACGGGAACAGCAAGACACCACAAUAAAGUUUGUCUUGUAGUUCUUUUAUUCCAACCAAAGUAAAGAUGUGUAUUUUCUCGAAGAUGAGCCCAACGUUCAAUCGCAGGAUCUACUUUAAGUCCUUCAGCCAUGUUGUAAAUAAAUAAGUC
This is a messenger RNA of Cokeromyces recurvatus, 2487 nucleotides long. RefSeq lists its product as uncharacterized. Bases 32 to 1987 code for a protein of 651 amino acids. The record is from RefSeq and is a predicted model, not a curated record. NCBI's taxonomy places the organism in Eukaryota, Fungi, Mucoromycota, Mucoromycetes, Mucorales, Mucoraceae. The transcript is spliced from 8 exons. Gene Ontology annotation, cellular component: plasma membrane.